Lytechinus variegatus (green sea urchin) is the source of this 374-nucleotide messenger RNA. RefSeq lists its product as uncharacterized. The transcript has 4 exons. Lineage: Eukaryota; Metazoa; Echinodermata; Echinoidea; Temnopleuroida; Toxopneustidae. Bases 14 to 361 code for a protein of 115 amino acids. The record is from RefSeq and is a predicted model, not a curated record.
AGUAUCAAAAGAAAUGGCAACUCAGCAUUGUGAAACAUACCCAAGUGACAGAGACAACGCCGAAAAUAAGAUAUCGAUACAGGUCCAAGGUUUUCGUCUUGAAAUUUAUUCAACUCGCCAGACCAAAUUCUCCUGCUCCAUUGAUAAAAAUGAAGUAGAAAUCGUGCUGAAAAUCAAAGAAGAAAAAGAGGUCUUGACAAUCGGUGUACAGCCUCAGGACGAAAGAAACAUCGGAGUAGGACUAGACACUGCUCCCGAAACUUCGGGGUCGGAGACACACGAUGACGAUAUAAUGUCUGAAAUUGGACCACUGCGAUCUGAUGGCGGAAGGCAUGUUUCUCUGGGAUUGCCAGAGGAGUGAUUAUGGAUCAUAA